AUGUGUAAUGCACAAGAAUAUUAUUUUGCAAAAUCACAGAAAGGCGAAAAUUAUCGUCUACACGUUGCAAAAUCUAAACAUUUAGUUGGGUUGAGCACAACUCGUGGCAUUAGAGAGACCAAUGAGGAUCUUCAAGAUAAAGUUGAAUCUGAUAUAGAUAUAAUAAAUGUUGUACCUGUCUCAAAAAUUGAAGUGGAAGAAGAAAGUCCUGAAUGUGCAGAUUUUCUGACAACAAAUCUUCACAACCGAAUUGAAGAAGUUGCAGCUAAAGAUGCAGAUGAUGUAGUGGUUCAAUGGCAUGAAACAAAUAAAACCAAUUUACCGGAAUCAUCCUUAGAAUCAAAAAAGACUCUUACACUUGAACAACGCCUCACAUUGGCAUUUUUAAAAACAGAUUUGGAACUUUUAAAUGGGUCAGGAAAUACAAGUGGUUCUACAGCGUCAAUUGUUAUUGUUAAACCAUUAGAUCAUCAUCCGUUUUGGAAUAGUCAAAAACUUGAAAUAACUGUCGCACAUGUUGGCGACACUCGAAUACUAAUGUGUGAUGUACCUUCAGGGAAAGUAAUUCGUUUAACAGAUGACCAUCACCCGAGUGCCACAACUGAAAACAGCAGAUUACAAAGAUCUGGUGGAUACAUUAUAACGGAUUCGUUUGGCGCAGAAAUGUUUUUAGGAAAACUAGCAGUUUCUCGGUCUUUGGGUGAUUCAAAAAUGAAAAUUUAUGGUGUGUCUGCUGAACCAGACAUCAAAAUUAAUACAGUCAUUGGUAUGGAUACAGCAUUCUUGGUUUUAGUCUCUGAUGGAGUGACAUCUGUGAUGAGCGAUCAAGAAAUUGUUGAUUGUAUAAAAGGUUGUAAUGAUCCAACUGUAGGCGCAUCGAAACUAGUCAACUUUGCAGAAGAGCUCGGAUCAGAAGAUAAUAUUACAGCGAUGGUAAUAAGAUUUCCAGGAUGGGGAUCCGAAAUGCCAGAUCAUACAAAAGAUCUAAGAAAGUAUAGACUUGAAAAUGAAUCACGUGCCCAUAAUAGACGUACAUGA
Entrophospora candida is the source of this 1038-nucleotide messenger RNA. The record is from the annotation of a GenBank genome assembly. NCBI's taxonomy places the organism in Eukaryota, Fungi, Glomeromycota, Glomeromycetes, Entrophosporales, Entrophosporaceae.